Messenger RNA from Ceratitis capitata (Mediterranean fruit fly), 3713 nucleotides. RefSeq names its product glycerophosphocholine phosphodiesterase GPCPD1. The record is from RefSeq and is a predicted model, not a curated record. The transcript has 6 exons. The coding region runs from base 972 to 3062 and encodes 696 amino acids. Gene Ontology annotation, molecular function: starch binding; glycerophosphocholine phosphodiesterase activity. Gene Ontology annotation, biological process: glycerophospholipid catabolic process. NCBI's taxonomy places the organism in Eukaryota, Metazoa, Arthropoda, Insecta, Diptera, Tephritidae.
UGUCUGUCGGCCAUUGAUUGAGUAAAGUUGUUGAAAAUUUUCACUCUACUUCGUUUUUGUUAUUUUGUUAAUACGCCCGGUGAAUUUCUGCAAUUUAUAAAUUGUAGAAACUAACUAAAGGCACCACUGUGGCUUGCAAUAUAUAGAAAGAUAUACACACGUAGGAAGAUUUCUAAAAAAAAUUGUGUGUGCAAAGGUCAACAGCCAGCGCUGCGAGUGGCUGUGCCCAGCACAAACUGUAAAUAUCUGCAUAUCAACAACAAAGAAGUCGUUUGUGAAAGUCGCUGUACAGAAUCCAGUGAAAUGGAUCCAAAUUACGCCACCUCUUAGCAAGUUAACUGCCCGGCGGAGGCAACAACGCACAAGUUCUCGCGUCGCUUCAUAACAACUUUAGCUAACGUACUUUGCGUGGAUUUGCACCAGCAUUAGGAAAUUAUUUCAACCUUAAUCCAAUUUUCUCCUAUCCUUGUAUAUUCAUACGCAUAACCUUUAUUAAUUUUCCUCACUUUCCUAAAUUACUAAAAAAAUGUGGCCAACUGAUAACCAAAGCUAUGGAAUGACAUAUUACCUCGGUUAGCCGUCCAUAACUACGGCUUUUAUAUAUAAUUUUAAACAACAACAAACAACCAAAGAAGCAUUAUUACGCAUAAAACCUUGUAAGUUUUAAACAGCAGUACAUUUAUUAUCUGGAACAAAGGCAUUUAAUUGCAAGAGUGAAGAGAAAGUUUGCUGCAGUGGAGAACAAGGCUGUACGAAAAACGUUAUUAAACUUACAAUAGAGGAGCUUCAAGCAAUUUCUUUAAAUCACAACAUUUUUAAUAUAUUUUUCUUGCCAGAUUUACACAUUUCGACGUAAAUAUUUUAAUUACCCUCCACUGGCCGUCAAAUUUAACUGUCUGUUAGUGUGAUUUUGCAAACCUCUUUCUAAUUUAAAUUUUCCGAAGACAAUAUCUUAAGUAACAACAACAAAAAUGCAACGUUGGUUUUUCGCUGAUGAGGCCGAGGAUUGUGACGCCAUGGCGGCACCGCCCUCAUCAACAUCAUCACUCGAGGUGUACCAACCGGGUACGCCAGUUCAUGUUAACUGGAAAUUCUGGGUGCUAGUGAAUCGCGAUAUGGCACCCAAUGAACGUCUGGCGAUUGUGGGCAGCACUGAACAACUAGGCAACUGGCAAUUUAGCAACUGCAUAAUCAUGACGAAGGAAGAUGACAAAAACAUUUGGUACACCUAUGUGAACAUUCCGCGUGACACGCGCACCGAAUACCGCUAUUUAGUGGUGGCAGUCGAUCCUACAGCAGAAAAGACCAUUGUGCGUCAUUGGGAGACACAUCGCAAACCACGUUUCGUUAUGCCGGGCGUGUCACGUAAAGCCAGGGAAUGCGAUGAAGAUUAUGGUUUCGUGCAUGGUGUGGAAAAAGUGGAUCGCGGCUGGGUUACAUCCGAGACAAUUGUACAGUUGAAAUUUUUCAAUGCGCCCUUCACAUGGAAACAACGCAUGAAGCGACGUUUGAUUUAUGUGAAAGUAACGCCAAUGAAUUUGACGAUACCCAAUGGUGGAAGCACUGGUGGCUGCGAUUACCACACCUUCUCACAGCUAGAAGAUUCACUCUCUAACGAUACUCAUGAUACUCGCGAGAAUGGUACUGAUCUUAGCACGGCGUUUGCUUUCAACGAAGUAGCUGUGUUGAGUGGGGAUGAAUCGAAAAUAAAACAACAACCACAAUUUGGCACUGCUUGCGGUCCUGACGAUGUUGUAAUUUUCCAUUUGACAAUCGGUGAUUUCGAUAGCACUGCCUACCUCAUCGAUUUGUAUUCGUACAGCUCUAAAGCAGCGCUUGAUGAACCGCCAUACCACCUUGGCUACCACUAUGUCUUGCCAAACUUACUUAAGCGUUCCGACGGCAAUCUCGAGGUGCCCAUUACAUGUGCGACGCGCCAUCGGCCCAUGGGCAUGAUGCAGAUUGGCUAUUUGCUAAUAAAGCCAACGAAGUGUAUUAAAUUAGAUAUGGCGGUGACAUAUCUGCGUUAUUGGAAUAACAAAUGGACUGGCUUGGACGUGGGACAUCGCGGUUCGGGCACAAGUUUCAAAACCAAAGAUUCUGUUAUACGCGAAAAUACUAUAACAUCCUUGAAGAAUGCGGUUGAGCACGGCGCCGACAUGGUGGAGUUCGAUGUGCAGCUGAGCAAGGACUUGGUGCCCGUUGUCUAUCACGACUUUAUGAUUUAUGUCUCGUUGAAAGCUAAAGGCAGCUGCCAACCAAAUGACUUCUUGGAGUUACCAAUGCGUGAGCUGACUUUGGAUCAAUUAAAUAACCUUAAGGUAUAUCACACUGCUGAGGGUCGUACGCGUGAGGAGCGCUGCUUUCACAACGACGAUCUGCUAGAACAUCAACCAUUUCCACGUCUUGCAGACGUUUUUGAUGCAAUCGAUGAGCAUGUUGGUUUCAAUAUUGAAAUUAAAUGGUCACAACGUCUUAAAGAUGGCAGUAUGGAGGAGGAAUUCGAACAUACGGUCGAUCGUAAUCUCUAUGUGGAUUGCAUACUUAAUGUGGUAUUUCGCAAGGCUGGCUAUAGACGCAUUGUAUUCUCAUGCUUCGAUCCGGAUAUCUGUACAAUGUUACGUUUUAAGCAAAAUCGCUAUCCGGUUAUGUUCCUGACCAUUGGAGAGACGUCGAAAUUCCAAAAAUAUUUAGAUCCCAGAGGCAACACCAUUGAAAUGGCGGUGUAUAAUUCGCUCUCGAUGGAAUUACUGGGCAUAGUGGCGCAUACUGAAGAUUUGCUACGUGAUCCAACGAAGGUAAAUUUAGCUAAAAGCAGCGGCUUAGUCAUAUUUUGCUGGGGCGAAGACAAUAACUCCAAAGAUACAAUUAAAUAUCUCAAGGAAUUGGGCUUGCAUGCCAUCAUUUAUGAUAAAAUGGAUGUGCUGACCAGUAAGGAAGUAAAGCAAAGCGUUUUCUUACUGCAAGCCAGAGAAAGUCAAAAUGAAAUACUCAAAUUACAAGCGCUGGAAAGGGGUAAACUAUGGCAUGACAAUAUACCAGUGGCGCACGCAAAACAUUAGACAUUUUAGCAUCAGCAUCAUAGACGCAUUUGAUAUUAUAUUUUAAGUUACAUAUGUAUUUGUAGUAGUUGCUAACGAAACGCAAUCAACAAGCAAAAUCAUAGAGAAACAAAUUACAACAAAAUUCAAAUCGCCAUCUUAAAAAUCCAAAUUAUAUAAAUCUUUUUCUAUUCACUCACUUUAGCAGAUUAUGCAUAAUUUUCAUACAAAAAUACUUUCUUUAUUUUUUUUUACUUUUAAUAAAUUAACGUAGUGGCUUUAUGCAUCCAUGUUAAAAUUAGUAAAUAUUUUUUUUAGUAUUAAUUGAAUUAGUCAAAUAUGAGAAAAUUACGCUGCCCAUUACACAUGACAUACAUAAAAAACGUGCUUUGCUUUAGAAUCUAUUUAUAAAUUCGACUAAAAUUUAUUACGAAAAAAACUAUUGAAAUUUCACAAAACAUUUUAUUAGGCUUUGAUUUUGCAUAUACAUAUACAUAUAUAGUAUAUUGGCGUCGGUUCGAAUAUACGUAUUGUGCACGAAAAUGAUUCAACUAAAUAAAAAGGCAAUUUCAAAAAAUUAUUUUUUAAUUGGCGCAAAUAUAAUUAAAAGAAUAUAAAAGAAAAGAUAUUUAUAGAAAAUUUUCAAGACAUACAAACAGUCGUAUUUAGUAA